AUGGCAGCGGCAUCUUCUGCGGCGCCGGCGCGGCACAGCUGCGCGAAGCUCCAUCACGGCUUUAGACUCCAGCGCCCCAUGACCUCAUGCUCCAGCACCGCCACCUACGAGCACCAUGUCGACAGCAUGCUCCGUUCCUCCGUCGUGGCUGUUCCCGGCGGAGCUGCCUUCAGGGCGCAGUGCUACAGCGUGGUGUCGCCGUUGCGGAGGAGGGAGAGGAUGCGGCCGAGGAACCCGACGGCGAGGAGACGGUCCGUGGUGGAAUGCUGUUGGAAAAGCUCUGAUCUCUGCGCCAGUGUUCCUGGCCAUCGUGGCCUUGCAGGCCACCUGCUCGACGUAAUGCCGCCGAAGACCACGAAGCGCUGGGUGCCGGUCAACCGGAACGCCGGAGCGUCCCGCGGGCGCGACGGAGGCGGCCCCGACGCCAACCGCCUCAGCGCGCUCCCGGUCGCGCCCCCGCCCCUGCACCAGCGCCUGGUGCCUGCGACGAUCACCAUGCGGUACCAGCGCUGGGUGCCCGCGACGAGCACCAUGCGGUGGGUGCCGGUCAACCGGGCUGGGGGAGCGUCAUCCUCACGUGGGCGCGAGGGAGGCGACCCUGACGCCGAUCGCCUCAGCGCGCUCCCGGACGCGCUACUGCUGCACCACAUCAUGUCCUUCCUCAAGGCGUGGGAGGUGGUGCGGACCUGCGUGCUGUCGCGGCGGUGGCACCACCUGUGGGCAUCCGUGCCCUGCGUCGAUCUCCGCGUCGGCCAGGAUGACUACGACGGGGUACCUGAGGACUUUCCUGACUUCGUGCGCCGCCUGUUCCGUCGCCGUGAUGAGAAGGCGGCCCUGGACACGCUCCGUCUGUGGUGGAGCAAUGUUGAUGGUGCACAUGAUGAAGAUGAUGCCAGGUUGUGGAUCCGUACUGCGAUCAAGCGUGGUGCUCGAGUAAUUCAUCUUGUAGGGCACCCCAAGGGGGCUUGGCUUUGUGGCGGCUGCCUUGCGACGCUUGAGCAUUCAUCUUUUGUCUCGUGCCCCCUCAAGAUCUUGAAGCUAUCCUAUGCCCUGCUGGAUGACAGCAUCCUCAGGCUGCUUUCAUGUCAUUGCCCGGCUUUGGAAGAACUGGAUCUUAAAGAUUGCGUGAUUACUGGUCAUGAGAUUUCGUCUGCAUCUCUCAAGAUUUUGACCAUGUUCAAGUGCCAGAACAAUGCCAACCUAUCUAUUGCUGCUCUGAACCUUGUACUGCUGCGCUGCAUCUCACCAAUAACCCAAGCUCCAUCAUUUCAGAACAUGGGGUCUCUUGUUGCAGGCACCGUCAUACUUGAUGGUUAUGCCUUCAGCGACGAUUUUGAAGACUUCAGCAAGGAUGAACUUGCUGAAACCACUGAUGAAGAUGAUGACAAUCAGAAGUACAAGACUGGGUGCCCCUCUAGAAGGAUUUGCACGUGGUUACAAAACUUAAACUCCAGGAAGCCACUGGUAAGCGGUGUCAAACCAAAGGGAAGAUCAUUUGCUUGCAAGCAUCUUCGAAAGGUGAAGAUCAAAUGCUCUAAGGAUGACGUGAGAGUCCAUAAGCUGGCACACUUGUUCAGGGCUAAUGGUGUACCAGAUGAGAACAUUUUCGUCCGUAGGACAGGGAGCACCUAUCUCCGUGGUGAGAAGAUUAUGAGAGAUCUUGCUAGGCACGAGCUGGAGUUCUGGGGGGUUUAA
This is a messenger RNA of Miscanthus lutarioriparius, 1695 nucleotides long. Lineage: Eukaryota; Viridiplantae; Streptophyta; Magnoliopsida; Poales; Poaceae. The record is from the annotation of a GenBank genome assembly.